AUGCCCGAUUUCAAGCCUGGCCAGACCAUCCAGCUCAGCGAUGGCCGCAAGGGCAUCGUCCGCUUCGCCGGCCAAACCCACUUCCAGGUCGGAGAAUGGGUCGGCGUCGAGCUCGACGACAAGACGGGCAAGAAUGACGGCAGCGUCCAGGGACAGCGCUACUUUGACUGUCCCAUGGGCUACGGCAUGUUUGUCAAGCCCAUGAUGGUCACCAUCCUGUCGCAGCCCUCGUCCGCGAAGCCCCCGACCGCCAGAAAGCCUGCCCGCCCCAGCAGCUUUCAUCCCGGCAUGACGAGGCCCGCCCCCGGCGGAGACGUCGCCUUGACCAAACGGAUGAGCAUGAACGCACCGAGCCCUAGCCCGGGACCUAGGACGUCCCGCCGCGCAAGCCUCGUAAAAUCUCCCGUCAAGUCUCCCACCAAGCAGCUUCUCAGCGGCCCCCCGAGUUCAUCUGCCUCGCGCACAGGCACGCCGUCGAAUGCUCGCGCCACUUCCACGGGCGCCAAAACCCGGGCCCCAGUGGGCGGCCAGCGACUGUCGAUGGGCCCUCCAGCCGGACCCGCGACUCGAACCGCAAGGCAAUCGUCUGCAUCUUCAGCCACCUCGAAGCCUGGUGCCGCUCCCGCUCGGACGGCUGGCACGCGGGCGCCACUUGGGGGCGCGCGAACACUGUCACGGCCGGGGUCCGGCCGGCGACCUUCUGGCGAUUCUCAGGCAGGACGCGACAGCGGUUCCGCCGACGAUGCCACCUCUGCCUCUCCUCCCAAGAGUGAUGCCGGGAUCUUGUCGCCGCAACCCACGAGUCCGGUCAUGGCUCGGACUAAGAAUCUCGAGAAGCUCGCCGAUGCGGCUUCGUCGGUUACACCCUCGGCCGCUGCUCCAAAACGGACACCUGCAGGGGCCGCGGCGUCACGAUCGACCGGUAAUGCGGCCGCGAAUCGUGAAAUCGAAGACUUGAAAGCCAAGCUCAAGGUUCUGGAGCGCAAACGAGUCGAAGACCGCGACAAGCUGAAGCAGCUCGAGAAGGUCCAGGGGGAGCGAGACAAGUUCGAGGGCAUUAUUCAGAAACUGCAGCAGAAGUAUCAACCUCAACAACAGGAAAACAGCGACCUCAAGAAACAGCUCAAAGAAGCGGAAGAACGGUUCGAGGCCAUCGAAGCCAUGCAAGCUGAGCACGACUCUGCCUUUGAGCUUGCCGCUCUCGACCGAGAAAUGGCAGAGGAGACUGCUGAGGUGCUGAAGAUGGAACUCGAUACCCUGAAGCAGAAAUCGGAAGAGCUUGAGCUUGAGGUGGAGAUCCUUCGGGAAGAAAAUGCCGAGUACGGCAGGGGCAUGUCGCCGGAAGAGCGCGCCAGCACCGGAUGGCUGCAAAUGGAGCGGACAAACGAACGACUACGGGAGGCACUGUUGAGACUGCGCGACAUGACGCAAGCGCAGGAGGAGGAACUACGGGACCAAAUCGCUGGACUGGAAGAAGACCUAAAGGAGUUCAACGCCGUCAAGGAAGACGGGGGGGCGACAAAGGAGAAGCUCGCGCAGUCCGAGGCCGCCGUCGACGAUCUCCGCCAGCAACUCGACGCUGCGCUGGGAGCUGAGGAUAUGAUUGAAGAUUUAACUGAACGUAACAUGAGCAUGUCGGAGCAGAUCGAGGAGCUCAAGGCUGUCAUUGAUGACUUGGAGAAUUUGAAGGAAAUCAACGACGAGCUCGAGGCGAACCACGUGCAAAACGAAAGGGAGAUGCAGGAGGACCUCGACUUCAAGGACAGCGUCGUUGCAGAACAGGCGCGUCGUGCCGCGCAGCAAGAGGAGGCAUUUGAGGACAUGGAGUACACACUGUCACGAUUCCGCGAACUCGUCACGAGCCUGCAGGGCGACUUGGAGGACAUGCGCGCUUCUCAAGCCGUCACUGAGGGCGAAUCGGAGAAGCUCAAUGACCGCUCCCGGGCCAUGCUGGAUUUGAACAUGAAGCUCCAGAUGUCGGCAGCCAAGGCGCAGGUCAAGACGAUCGAGCUGGAGCUCCGUCACCUGGAGGCCCAGGAAGCCGAACAGCACCUCGGGAUUGUCAAAUUGUUCUUGCCCGACAGCUACCGGGAAGAUCAAAAUUCGGUCUUGUCUCUGCUGAGAUUCCGCAGAGUAGCCUUCAAGUCAAACCUCCUCAACGGCUUCAUCAGAGAGCGUGUCAACGGACAGCCGCAUCCUGGCCAAGAGGACGAUGUAUUUGCCGGUUGCGACGCCGUCGACAAGCUGGUCUGGGUAUCGGCCAUGUGCGAUCGGUUCGUCAACGACAUCAGUCACUGCUCCCUUGAGCAAUUCUCCAAGUAUCACAACGCCCUGGCCGAGCUCGAGCCGGUCGAGCGUGCCAUGAACGCGUGGAUCGACGGUCUACGCCGCGACGAUCUCAAGGAGAAGAAGUGCGCCGACGAGCUGCACCGCACCGUCGCGCUUCUCUCUCACCUUGCAGAGGUGCACCUUUCGACCGGCCUUUCCAGCUUUGCAGACGACAUUCAUAUGAAGUCGCUUGUCAUCCAGAGCCAGCUAGAAUCGGCGGCCGUGUCCUUCAACACAACGAGGAUCAUGUUGCAGCGUGCGCUCCCGCCGGAGAGCGAGGGCAGCGACGGCGACAUGACGCAACAAUUGGCCAAGGCUUUCGACCUUGCCAUCACCCAGACCAGGGGCACCAAGGUCAUCGCCGGCAAGACAGUGCGUGCUCUGGAAGAACUCAAGACUCGAUCGUUGUCGCUCGUGCCGGAUACAAAGGAGGCAUUCGAGCAGUGUGAGGCUGGCAGCCAAGAGACGGCAGAACUGGCCCGUAAGAUCGGCAAUGCCAUUCAUGGCCUUCUAACCCAGGACGAAGGACGAGCGGAGCCAUUCACCUUUGGCGAGGUGCAGACUGCAAUUCGCCAGGCCGUCUCGGAGACGGGCGGUGCGGGCGACUCGAACCCUCUCUCAGUCUACAUGUCGAAGCUCCGCACCGUCAACAGCCAGAUAGCAGACCUAGCUGCAUUGGCCACAGACCUCGACCAGACGCAGGAGUUUGAGGUCAGCCCUCAGCCUUGGCUCCUCCGGUCCCAGGAGCUCAAGGCCCUCAAGACAGUGCCGGUUGACGCAGAAGAGGAGUUGCGGCGCCUCAAAGAAGAGCACAACGAGGCCCGUCGCACGAUCGCGCAGAGAGACGAGCAUCUCAGCACCGCCGUGCUCAAGAUCGAGACGCUCGAGUCUCGGAUGCGGGAUGCGCAAGCCAACAUCGAGCGCAUCUCCCACCUGCAGAAGCAGCUGGAGGCGGCGGGAGAGCAAGUCGGCAGCCUCAAGGAGGACAUAGAGAAGCAAGACCGGGAGCUCAAGAGCCUCGAGGCGGAGCGCGACAAGUGGAAGAAGAUUGCCAGCGACAGCCGAGCGUAUGCCGACGGCGCCGAUGCCGCUGGCAUGAAAGCCGGCCAGGAGCGGGCGGUGGCCACGGCGCGGGAGAUGGAGGCGCUCAAGAAGGACAUUGAGAGCCUGCAGUCGGCGGUGCGGUACCUGCGCGAGGACAACCGGCGCGCCCGCGUCAACGAGCAGCAGAAGCACGACUGGCUGGCCGAGCCGCUCAGGAAGCAGACGAGCGUCGCGGAGCAGCGCAAGGGCCUCGUGGCCGCCGAGGCCAAGGACGUACUGGGUGAGCUGGUCAAGAUGGCGUCAUCGGCCAACGUCUUCGACCUGGCCGCACUGCCCAAGGACAAGCUCGCGUGGCGGCCUGCGCGGUCGACGGCGCAGUACCACGCCGCGCGGCAGAUGGAGGACUACGCGGCCUGGACGGCCUGGCAGGAGUCGGUGCUCAAGAAGUCGGCCCUGCUGCGGCGCCGCGGCGGCGGCGGUGGAGAACAUCACAAUAGGGGCCCGGCGGUGCGCAACCCGGCGGCGCAGCUGCAGAUUAGGCUGCCCGGCGCGGACGGCAAGGCGAUGGCUGGCACGGGUCUCGGGGGCGACGGCGUGCAGGUCGUGGGAUCGCGAGAGUGGGAGGCGCUGCAGGGGGAUCAUCGGGUCGCAGCGGCGUGA
Messenger RNA from Hirsutella rhossiliensis, 4032 nucleotides. Its product is annotated as dynein associated protein. NCBI's taxonomy places the organism in Eukaryota, Fungi, Ascomycota, Sordariomycetes, Hypocreales, Ophiocordycipitaceae. The transcript is spliced from 2 exons. The record is from RefSeq and is a predicted model, not a curated record. Bases 1 to 4032 code for a protein of 1343 amino acids. Gene Ontology annotation, cellular component: microtubule plus-end; cytoplasm; nucleus. Gene Ontology annotation, biological process: cytoplasmic microtubule organization. Gene Ontology annotation, molecular function: microtubule plus-end binding.